Messenger RNA from Symbiodinium sp. CCMP2456, 4251 nucleotides. The record is from the annotation of a GenBank genome assembly. NCBI's taxonomy places the organism in Eukaryota, Dinophyceae, Suessiales, Symbiodiniaceae.
AUGUACUGGCAUAUAUUGGCACUCGUGAUAUUCUGGGCUCAAAGCCGCGAAGUCUCGCCAUUUGAUCCUUCCGCGCCGAACGGCGAGAAGUGCAUGGCGCUUCGACCGUAUGGGUCUGUCCGACGUGGCGCGAGUGAAUCGCGUGUUCCAACAGCGAGGACUAGCGGAAGCUUCGAACCUGCCAAUCUUCCCGAACGGAGUGCUUUAGCUCCUUUCGGAACUAUCUUGGGGGGUCACGACCCUUUCAAGGACUUCAGCAAUGCUCCCUUGGGGGGAGGAUUGAUGUCGCGGUUCGAUCAGAUUGCCGGAGAUAUGCUGAAGGGAUUUCCUGGGAGCCUUCAGAUGAGUGGGAGCACUCCAGGAGCUGCUCCAGGAACUGGCUGCUACUCUUGCCAGACCUUCGUCAUGUCCUCUUCUCGAGGUGCAGAUGGAAAGGUGCAUACAGAAAGAUAUUCCUCUUCGGACGUUGGCAAUGCCCAGCAUGGAAUCCGAGAGGCACAGCAUGCAUACUCCAACUCUUCCACAGGUUUGGACAAGAUGGGUCUAGAACGACACCUAGGCGAGAGAGCUCGGAAGAUGGUCAAGGAGCGCAAUCGCUUCACUCAGGACGAAAGAUGUCAUGAAAUGCUACGAGGCAUGGACGAGGGAGGCCGGGAUCACUUCGACAGGGACUUUGCAGGAGAAACAGGGAAGUCUUGUGCUCUUUCCAGCAGUGAGACCACAGACAUCGCUGUACUGCUGUUGCUCGUCCACCUGCCAAUCAAUCCUGCAACUUUAAUGAGCUUGGACUGCUUGGACUUUCGGAAGUUCGUGCCCGGGACAAGCAUAGAGGUCCGUUUGUCGUGGUAUUCUCUGACGAACCAGGGAGACCAGGUACUUUUGCUGCGUGCAGCUCCGCUUCCGAGCGUCGAGGCUAAGGAAGCGUAUUGGAAAGAACAGCAGCGCAGCUUCGUCUUGCGAGAGCUGGUAUCACAGACUCGCCCAUACGUUUACGCGUGGUCCUGCUUCCUUACAAUCCUGUUGGCACAGGCUGAGGGAGCUGUCACUUUGGACCGAUACUUAAGGCCCCACCACUGGGUCCGAUACGCGCUCCUGGUCAUCAUUUGCAUCCGCUCCGGUAUAGACGACGAGCAGGAGGUCGAAGUCAUUGAAGAAUCGAAUGCACCCGUCGUAGAAUUGCGCGAGCCAGUUUGUGUAUUGCUCAGUUGGGAUUACCACCAAGUGCUGGAUUUACACUGGGGUGAUACUCAUUGGUGCAGGCAGCUGCUGGAGGAAGGCAAGCCAGAGCACAUUCUUUGGCAAGAGCUGGUACUCUCUUAUUCUAGCCUGCAACGCGGUGAGGAGACGCGCCGCGCCCUGAGUCGCCAGCUGCCGGGUAUCGAGUUCAUUCGGACGGAUCGUCCGACGGGGAGGGCGGUCGCUGCCUCCAAAUCGUGGUUUGGCCGUGCCGAAACGACGAUGAUGCAGAUGAGCGGUGUGCUACAGAUGUGGGCUUGCACGGAUGGUGCCCUUCUGGAUGCAGUUUUUUCUUCGGAGGUGAUGCAAAAAACACAGGCAGGGCUGGAGAACGGUAGUGGCCGAGACAGGCCUGUCCUGAAACUCGAGGUGGCCGCAGAAGAAUUUGCCGACCGUCGAAUACUUGGACCGGCUGAGCCAGAGACCAAGCACUUGGCAGUGCAAUCGCCUGCAAAAGCACCAGAACCGCUUCAGCCCGUGAAGUCAUUGAAUUCUUCAAUGCGGCGACGUGCGUUGGCAUUUCAUGGAGCAUCUAUGGCCGCGAGGAAAGAAGAGCUGCUCGACAUGCACCCGGAUCGACUGGCCAUUCAGCAGGACAUUCUGCGAGCCAGGAGCGUGGGACGCAUUUUAGCCAUCUGCACAGAAGAGGUGCUGCAAGGAAUGGACUCGGUAAACUUGGUAACAGCCCUGCACAGGGUUGCCAAGCUGUAUGAUGGAUCGCACAUAGCCCUGGUUGACAAUCCUCGCUUUGAGUUGAUGCUGAGUGCAGUAUCGCACAAAGUUGAUGCUCUCAACCCACGUGGGAUGGUCCACCUGGUGUGGUCUCUGGCAAGUCUGCAGUGCUGGCCGGACUGGUCGGGAGACUUGAUCGGUCGUUGUGCGCAGUGCGAAUCAUUUACCGGGCGCGACUUGAGCGUUCUACUGGGAAGCCUUGCCAAGUCGAAACCACCCAAACACUUCAAGCAGUGCGAGCAGCUGCAGGAAUCGUUGGUCAGGCAGCUCAGCGAGAGACUGCCCGAGCUGACCACGUCGCUUGAUCUAGCUUGCGCCGCCGCCGCCCUUUCUCGCUUGCAAGUUCGAGAUGAAGGGCUGUUUGUUACAAUUGCACAGCAGGCGAUGCCCGUCCUAAGUGAGUUCUCAAUGUCAGACGUUACUUCCCUCCUGUGGGCGAUGGCCAUCUUGAACUUCACUCACGGUGAGCUGUGCGAACAGAUCCGGCACCUGCUGCGGCAGAAAGCUGAGAGUUGUUCGCCGAAGGAAAUAACCCAAAUUGCCUGGGCCUUGUCCCGAUUGCAGGAAGCUGACGAAGAGCUACUGACUGAAACCAUAGCCCCUGUGGUGCGCAGCAAGUUUUUAGAUUUCGAGGCUCCCCGAGACUUGUGCACACUAGCGUUUGCGUUCAGCAACGCCCGCGUGUUUGACGAAGGCAUUUUCAAUGAUUUUGCCCACACGUUGACGUCCAAGGUCCGUGUCAUGAAUGCACAUGAUGUUUCUAGUGUGGUUGCAGCUUUCGCUGGAAUAGAAUAUGCGCACAAAGGCUUGUUCAAAGCAUUGCAGAAGCACGCCAAAGCCAUCACAGCAUCAUUCACUCCACUACAGAUCGCUCGCACUAUCCACGGCUUCGGUACGGCAGGAGUCGACGACACAUCCCUGUAUAAAGGUCUUUUUGGACAAGUGCUUCAGCAACGGCACCUGUUGCAUGCGAGCAAUAUCGUUGAAAUCUUGAUCGGAUUGGCAGAGGCUGAGUAUGUGCCUGAAGGGCUCGAAGAGUUGCUGAGGGAUGCAAGGCGGCUCGUCAAAUGGCUCGAUGCGGCAGAGUGCAUCCAUGCCCUGCACGCAUUGUCUCGACUGCAGGUAGAUGCAAAAGAUCUCAUUCCCGAGCUUAUGAAAACAAUUCGCGGUCGUGCACAAGGAUGGUGGCGUUGCAAUCUGCAGGACAUGGCAGAUCUCGUGGAGGCAAUGGUUGGGUUGAAGCUAGAUGACUCGCUGCUCUUAAACAUCUGUGCAGGGCAACUCCCACGCUUGCUGUCCAAGACGGUCGAUACACCUACUUUUCUUCGCCUUUGGGGUGCUUUCGCAGAGCUACGUCCACACAUGAGGGAGAGAGUUCAAGAGCGUUUGCAGAAGAACCAGCGAUUUCGAGAUGGCGUGGCUGCUUGUCUCUCUGCAGCUGCAGAGGGCAUCCGGGCCGUGAGAGCUUCAAAUUCAGAGUGCUUGACAGCAGCAAGAGCUGCUGCACAGCUUCUCUGUGCUUGUGCUUCGCUGUCGUGGGAUCAAGCUCCAGUUCCCGAUGUAGUGCAGGUGAUGCGGGAAAUGCUAGGGCUCGAAGUGGUGUGGCAGCAGGGUCAAUACCAGCAUUGGUGGCCACCGCUGGUAUGGGCUCUCGCCGAACUGUGUUAUGACGAUCUUGCAAGGCAUGUGUUGCUGCCAUGUUUUCAGAAUUCUUCCCUUAAUUCCAUGGAUGCAACAGGCAAGCUGUAUUUGGCCGCUGCCGUUGUAUGCCUCGGUUUUGCUGAGGAAUUUGCAGGUUCAAAGAUUCUGCUUGAUGUGAAGCUCACAAAUGAACACGAUACCUACCAUACCGACAAGCACAUGGUGUUGCAGUCACUGGAACUUGAAAUGGCUAUUGCAGGAAUGGAUUUUAUGCAAGGGGCCACGCUACCUCAUCUUGAAGUGAAGCCAACUAGCCUUUGCAGUGCAGGUUCACUAUAUGACUAUGCCGACCAAGUUUCAAAUGCUUUGGUCGAGCUGGCUAUAGCUCACGAAGCCAAAGUGAUGAUUGGAGGGUGUCAUUAUGUACAAGCUGUCCUUUUUGGUGAAGUUGCACUGCUUAUCCAGUCUCCACGGGACUUAACUAUUUCAGGUUCAAUGCUGGCUUCCGCACGAGCGCGCACCAGACAACUGACAUCCCUGGGUUGGGUCUGCAAAGAGUUCUAUUUCAGCGACAUAGAGCAGGCUCUGCAAACGUCUGGAGGCUUGAAGAACUUGCUCGCUCCCUUGAACGCGGCAAAAUAG